UUUUGAGGCAGAGGUUCGCGAUCGAGGAGCAACCAGUCCCCAAUCUGCAAUUAACGUCGAUCGUCAAGCUCGAAAAUCUACUCAGACCGUUGUUAGCUUACACGGAGUGUGCAUGUGUGUCGAAACAAACUUUUGUUUUGUUUGUCUACGGCAGCCGAGAAAAUUGCAAUCUAAAAAUCGGAGAACGGGCCCAAGACGUGAUUUUUCGAUCAGUUGAGCAACGGCACUCGAAGCGACCGGAGCCAAAAAAAAAACACUUCAGCAGCUGACAUUUGAGUUUUUGUUGCCCUGUUAUUGUUGAGAACAGCAGCAGAAUGUCGACGAAAUUCACUAUCAACGGGGUGUCGUAUGCAGUGAACUUAACCAAUUUUCCCCCGGAUAUAACUCUGAACACCUUUAUUCGGGAGCAUGCCCAACUUACGGCCACCAAAUUUAUGUGCCAAGAGGGAGGAUGUGGCGCCUGCAUUUGUGUGGUGCGCGAUGGAAAGCGCAGCUGGGCCGUCAAUUCGUGCCUCACUCUGCUGAAUACCUGUGCCCAGCUGGAGAUCGUGACCGCCGAGGGACUGGGAAACCAGCGCACGGGCUACAAUCCCAUCCAGAAGCGACUGGCCAAGAUGAACGGCACCCAGUGUGGCUUCUGCUCACCCGGAUUCGUGAUGAACAUGUACGGACUGAUGGAGCAGCACGAUGGGAAGGUCACCAUGUCGGAGGUGGAGAACUCCUUUGGGGGCAACAUUUGCCGCUGCACUGGCUAUCGUCCCAUUUUGGAUGCCAUGAAGUCCUUUGCCGUGGACAGCAACAUUCGGAUUCCGGCAGAGUGUGCGGAUAUUGAGGAUCUGAAGGCUCGAAACUGCCCAAAGACAGGGCAGCCCUGCAGUGGCAGCUGUCAGCCAUCCAAUUUGGUCUACGACGACGGAAGUCAGUGGCACUGGCCCAAGAAUCUGACCGAACUUUUUGAGGCCCUGGCCAAGGUCAAGGACUCGGAUGAGUUCAUGCUGGUGGCUGGCAAUACAGCUCAUGGAGUCUACCGCAGAUCCACCGAUAUUAAGCACUUCAUUGAUGUCCACGGAGUGGAGGAGCUGCAUCAGCACAGCUCAGAAGGGCAGCAACUGAAGUUGGGAGCUAAUCUCAGUCUGACCCAGACCAUGGAAAUCAUUCGCACCACAUCUAAGCAAGCGGGAUUCGAGUAUUUGGAGGUCCUUUGGAAUCAUAUCGAUCUGAUUGCUAAUGUUCCAGUUCGAAACUCUGGAACUUUGGCCGGCAAUAUAUCGAUUAAGAAGCAGCAUCCCGAGUUUCCAUCUGACAUCUUCAUAUCCUUUGAGGCCCUGAACGUUAAGGUUCUGGCCUUGAAAAGUGCCACUGAGGAAAAGGAAAUGUCCCUGUCAGAAUAUCUAAGUACAAGUGAUGGGAAACUGCUGCUAAAGGCAUUUAUUCUCCCUGCCUAUCCGAAGGAUAGGUACAUAUACGAGUCCUAUAAGAUCAUGCCUCGUGCCCAAAACGCCCAUGCUUAUGUCAAUGCGGCUUUUCUCCUGGAAUUGGAAACCGACUCCAAGGUGAAGUCUGCCCGCAUUUGCUUUGGCGGAAUUCGUCCCGACUUCGUACACGCUACAGUGAUUGAAAAAUUGCUGGUGGGUCAGAAUCCCUAUGAGAGCAACAUGGUGGAGCAGACAUUCACCAAAUUGGAAGACCUGAUUAAGCCAGAUGAGGUGCUGCCCGAUGCCAGUCCCGUCUAUCGCGCCAAGUUGGCAUGUGGACUGCUCUACAAGUUCCUGCUUAAGCACGCUCCCGAAGCGGAGGUUGAUGAAAAAUUCAACAGUGGAGGCCAGAUCCUACAGCGACCUCUCUCCUCCGGCCAGCAAGUUUUCCAGACCCAGAAGAAAAACUACCCGGUCACUGAGGCUGUGGAAAAGGUGGAGGGCAUGAUCCAAUGUUCGGGGGAGGCCACCUACAUGAACGAUGUCCUGACCACUUCCAACACGUUGCACUGCGCCUUCGUGGGGGCUACCAAAGUGGGAGCCACCGUUGACCAGAUCGAUGCCUCGGAAGCCCUCCGGCAGCCCGGAGUGGUGGCCUUUUACUCUGCCAAGGACAUUCCCGGAACGAACACCUUCUGUGAGCCCACUUUUGGCUACGUUGUGGAGGAGAUCUUCUGCUCGGGAUUGGUGCGCCACUCGGAACAGCCAGCGGGCAUAAUAGUGGCUCUGACUGCUGACCAGGCCCAACGUGCUGCAAAGCUGGUGAGGAUCACCUACAGCAAUCCCAGCUCGGACUUUAAGUUGCUUCCGAGCUUGGGAGAUGUAUUUGCAGCUCCUACUCCGGACCAAUCCCGCAUUGUGCCUGUAUCCAAUUCGGACUCAAAGAUGAUCAAAUUCACGGAUCAACCUGACAAAGAGGUUAGUGGCAUUUUCCAGAUGGGUCUGCAGUAUCACUUUACCAUGGAGCCCCAGACAACUGUGGCCAUUCCCUUCGAGGACGGACUAAAGAUCUUCUCGGCCACCCAAUGGAUGGAUCACACUCAGUCCGUGAUUGCUCAUAUGCUGCAGGUAAAGGCAAAGGAUGUGCAGCUGCAGGUCCGAAGACUGGGAGGCGCCUAUGGAUCGAAGAUAUCCCGUGGCAACCAGGUGGCCUGUGCUGCCUCACUGGCUGCCUACAAACUGAAUCGUCCCGUUCGAUUUGUCCAAUCGCUGGAGUCCAUGAUGGAUUGCAAUGGCAAACGAUGGGCUUGUCGCUCCGACUAUCAGUGUCACGUGAAGUCCAAUGGCAAAAUUGUGGGUUUGACAAACAAUUUCUACGAGGACGCUGGCUGGAAUGCGAACGAGAGUCCCAUCGAGGGUCACUCGACCUUCACGGCCACUAAUUGCUAUGACCUAAAUGGAGAGAACUUCAAGAACAACGGCAAUGCUGUGCUCACAGAUGCGCCCAGUUCCACUUGGUGUCGGGCUCCGGGUUCCGUGGAGGGAAUCGCCAUGAUGGAGAACAUAAUCGAGCACGUUGCCUUCGAGGUGCAAAAGGAUCCUGCCGAAGUGCGACUGGUCAACAUUCCGGCGGGAAACAAGAUGUCCGAAUUGUUACCCCAAUUUCUUGAGUCGAGAGAGUAUGCACAGAGAAAGAAGGAGAUUGAAUCACAUAAUGCCAAAAAUCGCUGGACGAAACGGGGACUUGGACUGGCUGUGAUGGACUACCCCAUCUUCUACUUUGGCCAGUAUCCGGCUACAGUGGCCAUCUAUCAUGUGGACGGCACGGUUGUGGUUACCCAUGGAGGCAUCGAAAUGGGACAGGGUUUGAACACAAAAGUGGCUCAGGUGGCUGCCUAUACCCUAGGAGUCGACUUGAGCUUUGUCAGGGUUGAGUCCUCGGACACCAUCAACGGGGCUAACUCAAUGGUCACCGGAGGAGCUGUGGGCAGUGAAAGUCUGUGCUACGCGGUCCGUAAGACUUGCGAGAUCCUCAACACUCGCUUGCAGCCGGUGAAGAAGAAGGAUGCCAGUUGGGUUGAGACCAUUCAGGCUGCCUACAUGAAGUCCAUCAACCUGAUAGCCUCGGAUCACUACAAGGAGGGCGACAUGGAGAACUAUCACAUAUACGGCCUGUCCCUAACCGAAGUCGAGUUGGACGUGCUCACCGGAAACAGUCAGAUCAAACGCGUUGAUAUCCUGGAGGAUGCUGGAGAGAGCCUGAGUCCGUACAUAGACAUUGGGCAGGUCGAGGGGGCCUUCGUCAUGUGUCUGGGCUACUGGAUGAGUGAGCAGCUGGUCUACGACCGCGAGACAGGUCGUCUGUUGACCAAUCGUACCUGGAACUACAAGCCGCCGGGGGCCAAGGACAUUCCCAUCGACUUCCGCAUCGAGCUGAUCCAGAAGCCCAAUCCGACUGGAGCUGGGUUUAUGAGGUCCAAGGCCACCGGAGAGCCACCCUGCUGUUUGGCUGUGAGUGUGGUGUUCGCCCUGCGACAGGCCCUGAAUUCCGCCCGCCAGGAUGCGGGGCUUCCACGGGAGUGGGUGCGGCUGGGAGCUCCCACAACUCCAGAAACUCUGGUGGUCAAUGCAGGACACGAUGCAGCGGGCUUUAGGCUAAAGUAGAUUUCUGGUUGGAAGGUCAUUUUAUAUACUUUUUAUACUUAUUAUUGUUGUUCUCCAAUAUAUGUUUGAAAUAUAUAUUAUACUUUAAUACUUA
This is a messenger RNA of Drosophila elegans, 4173 nucleotides long. It is a transcript of the gene AOX3, whose product is annotated as abscisic-aldehyde oxidase. Gene Ontology annotation, molecular function: iron ion binding; 2 iron, 2 sulfur cluster binding; oxidoreductase activity. The transcript is spliced from 8 exons. Lineage: Eukaryota; Metazoa; Arthropoda; Insecta; Diptera; Drosophilidae. The coding region runs from base 315 to 4079 and encodes 1254 amino acids. The record is from RefSeq and is a predicted model, not a curated record.